AUGAGAAAGCUCAGUUCAGUUCUGCUUGCCGCUGCCGUACUGGGGGCCGCCCACGAAGUCGAGAGCGCCGACUCGGAUGAAAAGGGGUCGGCCGCCCCCGCCGACUGCCUUGUCGACUUCAAUGCGGCUCGAGAACGAGCAGGCCUCGAAGCCUUCAUUGCAGAGACGGAUGCAGAAAAACAGCUACCAACAGGCAAAGACGAGUACCUCGCAGCGAUUUGCUCUGCCAUACAGAAGGCAAGCGGCGGAGCAACGUCUGAGAUUACUGUGGCAGAUGUCAAGCGCGAAGGCACCUAUGCCUACGCGCCAGAGACAGGCCCUGCCGAUGGCUGCUCCGCAGCCGUCUCCUAUUGGAAAAAAGCCUACGUAAACUUUGGCGAACUCCCACCCGAAUACAAGGAAGACACAGAUGUGUAUAAGGAUAGCCGGAACAUCUCGCUUGUGGCCCUGUACAACCCUCAGGACGGCGCCACAGUUGACUGCGCCUACAUCACUUGCCCUGUCUCCACAACGACCACCACAACAACAUCCCCCACUCCCAGUGUUACCAGUGGAACUACAGACGCCCCUACAACGCAGGACGCCAGUGGUGGUGUUCUUCCUUCUAGUGCUGACCCGGAAGCUCUGAGUCCAGCGGGUUCGGAAGUCCAGGGUCGGGCGUCAGCAGGCGCACCCACAUCAUCCCCUGUUUCCCGUGACGAAGAGUCUGAAGACCUUCAGAAGACCGGGCCAUCCGUUCGGCGCCUCUCCACUCCCUCGGAGACGGUUUCGGAGACUGUCACUGGACUCGUUUGCCUCACCAAUCCUGCAGCUCUUCUACAAGGGAAAAAACCCUUCUCAGAAGGCAAGCUGCCGUAUUUGCCUUGCCAUUUCCGUAAACUGUGUCACUGUGAUCGUCUGCUCAUAUGCGUUUAUGCUCGGCAGAACUUGUCGCAUAAAUGGAGCUGCGCACAUUCGCUUGCUAUUCGGUGCGCUCAGGGAGCAGUGUCUGACAUUUCUGUGGAAGAUGCCAAGCGCGAAGGCACCUAUGCCUACGCUCCUGAGACAGGCCCUGACGACGGCUGCUCUGCAGCCGUCUCCUAUUGGAAAGGAGCCCACGUAAAUUUUGGCGAACUCCCGCCCGAAUACAAGGACGACACAGAUGUGUAUGCCGAUAGCCGGAACAUCUCGCUUGUGGCCCUGUACAACCCUCAGGACGGCGCCACAGUUGACUGCGCCUACAUCACUUGCCCUGUCUCCACAACGACCACCACAACAACAACCCCCACUACCAGUGUUACCAGUUUAACUUCACAGGCCCCUGCAACGCCGGAUACCAGUGGUGACUCGGAAGGUCUGAGUCCAGCUGGUUCGGAAGUCCAGGGUCGGGCGUCAGCAGGCGCACCCACAUCGUCCGCUGUUUCCCGUGACGAAGAGUAUGAAGACCCUCAGAAGACCGGGCCAUCCGUUCGGCGCCUCUCCACUCCCUCGGAGACGGUUUCGGAGACGGUCACGGGACUCGUUUGCCUCACCAAUCCUGCGGCUCUUGUACAAGGGAAAAAACCAUUCUCUGAGGAUGUUUGGGCGAACAUAAAGGAAGCCAUAGAAAACUCCGCUUCUGCCUCUACCAAGUCUGCUCUCCUUGCUAUCGCUUUACUUUUGCUCACUUCUUUCAGCGUUCUCUAG
This is a messenger RNA of Eimeria mitis, 1665 nucleotides long. RefSeq names its product SAG family member. Bases 1 to 1665 code for a protein of 554 amino acids. NCBI's taxonomy places the organism in Eukaryota, Apicomplexa, Conoidasida, Eucoccidiorida, Eimeriidae. The record is from RefSeq and is a predicted model, not a curated record. The transcript has 5 exons.